UGAGGUGUGUGUUUUUGGUUUGAUCUUUUUCUUUAGGUUCUCUGCUUUCUACUCUCUUUCAUCCUCUCUCUUUCCACCCUCCCAGCCCACCCUCACCCCCCAGAACUCAGAUUUGCCGAGUGUCAUUUAAGAAGAGAGACCCAGGUUUGGGAGUUCUGAUUAAGUGGAGUCAGGUACUGAAGGGAGUGGUGGGUACAUCCAUAAGAUGAUUUGUUACAGGACUGGAAGGAGAAUGAAAACACUUGAGAAAUAUUCUUAUCUACCUGCCAUUGACCAGAACUUCACUGAAAGUCCCAAACCUUUGAUGUAAUAGUUUGCAUGGAAAUGUAGACUUUUUGGAGAUGUUAAAGCGGGAGAGACUUUUGCAAGAUGGAGAAAACUUAAGCUGUGCUUUGAAAGGAGUGAGAGCAAUUAGUGGGAAACUGCAAAUAGCAAACCCUGGAGGGAAGCGCUGUUUCAGGUCCCAGGUGAUCACGUCCCUCCCCAUUAAUCUCUCGUUUGUGAAUAGGACAAAGUGGCUACCAGCUGUUUUGGGUAGGAAGCAAUUUUGACUCUUUAGUUUUAGUUAUGAAAUGGGAGGACUUUGAAAGGUUCAAAAGGUGAAGUUCAUAUGGUAGAAAAGACAGGUGGGAAAGUGAGGUAUAGAACAAAAAUGGGGGCUUUGGACACCUAGAUAGUUGGGUUCAAUCUCCGUUUUCUCUCUUUGUGACAGUGAUUAAGUCAUAUCAUGUGUUCACGCCUUAGUUUUUCCAUACGUAGAUGUGGACCUAAUGCCCAUCUCUCAUAUAUAUAUAUAAAUUUAUUAAUGCGUACAAGAGCUGGGGUGCAGGCCAGAGGUGCGGGGGUGGGGUGAGAGGAUUCGCCAGACAGAGUGAGGAGCAGAACAGGCAGACUGACAUAUACACUGCUGAGAGGAGCAGUGGGUGAGACAGGAGAGGUCUGCUGUGCCAUGUAGGUCACCUCCCUGGCUGGGCAUGGAACUCAUGCUGCAGCGGCUGUGGAUAGUUUCACAGUGCUGCGUCUCAACCCUUUGUGCCACCAGGGAGGCCCCUGAAUAGAUAUUUUAAAUGCUGAAUAUUUAAUGAAGGUGCUUUGUAGAUGUUAAUACAAAUAUUAACUUGGUCCUGGGAUGGUUGAAACUGGAAUGGAGACUGGAUUGAUAAUUUCCAACUUUGUUGUAGAAGGCUGUUUCGAUAUGAUUUUGAGUGAGGCUACUAUGUAAAAUAUUUGAGCAGGGAUCAAAGGGGUCUCAGAGCCCUGCCUUCUCAGUCUCUUACAGAUCUCACCCUUACCUCUUCCCUGGAGUCCCUGAGAAGUUUUUUUGAUUAUAAUUUGAAAAACACUCAUUUCACAGGAGAGUGAGUUCCACCUGAGCAAGGUCACUUGUUGAGAAUACCACUCUUGGUGCCGAGCUGGAAUAAAACCCCAGCUCUGUCCACUUUGGACUCCUAACACUGUUCUGUGAAUUUCCAGACUGGUGGCAUGUGUACUGUUCACUUUUGUUGGCCAGAUUUAGGAAGGAACAUGGAGGAAAUUGGUGAGAGUGGUAGAAAUUUCCUCCUAGGUUUAAAGAAGGCAACUGUUGAAGAGUGUCGUACAGAGCAUGUGCAUUUGUGAUGAUACAUGUACAGGCAUUUUUAUUUAAUGUCUCCUUGGUUUUGAGGCCUCCUUUCCAGAUGCACACUGUGUAUUGCACAUGCUGUCCAUGCCACUUACAUGUCUUUGGGCUUACUGCAAUUUAAGGCAUCCAGUGUUUGUUGAUGCUGAAUCUACCAUUUAAAUAUGAGCAACUCGUUGCUCUCUGGGGUUUACGAACUGUGAAACCUACUUAAGUACUUCAUUAUUAGUACAGGACUUCUAGCUUGGGAACCGCUGAUUCAGGGUAAAGACUCCAUUAUGCUUUUUUUUUUUUUAAGAUUUAUUUUUAUUUAUUUAUGCAUACAAAAACUGGGUGCAGUCCAGAGGUGCAGGGGGUGAGAGGACCCACCAUAGAGUGGGGAACAGAACAGGUGGAUCUACUGAAAUACUCUGCUGAGGGGAGCAGCAGGUGAAACAGGAGAGGUCUGCUGCGCCAUGUGGGUUAGUUCCCUGGCUGGGGAUCGAACCCAGUCCAUCUUUUGAGGUGGGCCUUUGCAGUGGUAGCACUGAGACUAACUCCUAGGCCACCAGGGAGGUCCUGUAUAAGUUUUGCUGUAGUGGUGUAAUGCGGAAUUUUGAAGCACUAGCAUGAGAAUGAUUUGUGAUUAUUUUUGUGAUUAUUCCCUAGUAUCUAAUUGUUGAGACAUGGUUUUGAUAAUUCAUUCAGGUUAAAUAACUGGAAGAGUUGGCCGAGCCAAGAUGAAAAGUGACCCAGCACUGCCUGGGUUUUGAGAAUGCUUGAAAUGAAAUUGGAAGGAGGCAAGGGCCCAGUGAAGAAUCCGGGAAGAGAUGGGAAGGUGGGUGUGCCUGGUUUCAGGGGGUGAGGCAGUGAGGUUCUCUCCACUCUCCCCCUCACAGGUUUCCCCAGCACACUUGGGCCAGUGGUGCCAAGGCUGUCACAUUGUGGCCUCUCUCCCAUUUUCCUUCAAUUUGCAAUUUUGUUGAAAAGUCUAACAUGGAAUUAAAUUUCUUCCUGAACUGGCAAGGUGAGGUGAAGGUAGAGCAUGUUUCUAGUGACCAUGCCACUGGCCUCCCCCCAGCUAUUCCUUUGAUACUGGCUCCAGCAGUUAGUCUUUGGAGGAGAGCUAACAAGUGGUCACUGCUUUUUCUUAUCUAGCUUAUUUUUCUUAUCUAUCUUAUUCUGGUCUGUCUCCAAACUUUAAGUAGUUGCUUACGUUUACUACGGGAAAGCACAUGUAGCACUCCAGAAAUGUUCUGGGAUGGCUCCUGAGGCUGACUUAAGUUGAAAUCUGAAGAACAAGGUGCCAGCUGAGUGUUGGAUAAACCUAGGUGCUCAAGUUGAGCUUGACCAAAGGUAAGGGUGUUCAGGAGCAGCUGACAGACAGAUGAUUGAUUGAAGCUGCAUGAGCAUGAUAGGGAAGCAGGCAGGAGCCAGGUCCUACAGAAGGUUGCAGUCAUUGCAGGGAACCAUUGGAGGAUUUUAAGUUAUCAAGCAAUUUAGUCUAAGGUAGCAACAGUGGAAGCAGAAAGAUUGUUGCAUUAAGAGGAUUAUUGGCAGGGGCCUCCCCUGGUGGCACAGCGGUUGAGCGCUGGGCUGCGAAGCUGCCCGCAGCCUCUGCAGCGCCGGUUCUAUCCCCGGCCGCCAGUGAGGGUCCCACAUGGCAUGACAGACCUCUCUUGUGUCGCCUGCUGCUCCCCUCAGCAGUGUAUUUCGUUGGUCUGCCUGUUCUGUUCCCCGCUCUGGCUCUGGUGAAUUCUCUCACCCUCCCGCAUUUCUGACUGUACCCAGUGCUUGUAUAAAUAAAUAAAUAAAAUCUUUUUUUUUUUUUUUUUUUCUUAAAAAAAAGAGGAUUAUUGGCAGUUGUGUAGGCAAGUGAUGGUGGUGGCAAAUAAGUGAGUUCAGAACUGAUAAGAUUUGCUGUUGGCUUGGAUGUGAGAGCAAGGUGGUGAGAAAGAAAGGAGCUUAGAAUGACUUCUAGGUGGAUGUCAGUGGGAAAGGAAGAGGUUUGUGGAAAAGUCUAGAAUUUUGCCUUUUUGCCUUGGCUAUACUCAAGAGCAGAUGGCAAGUAACAACCAAGUAGAGGAGUCUAGAGGUCAGAGGAGAGGAUUGAGCCUGAGCUACUGUGAGAUUGCCAAGUUCCUUUUAGAGGUAUGUGCUCCUACAUUUGGGAUGUAAACAGGUGCUCCUUAGGUGACUGUUUAGCCAUGUAGAAUGACUUAGAUGCAAACACUGAAAGUGGGUGGUUGCAUACAAGCAGAGUGGGAGGUUACCAUGUCUCCAUUAUGGAGGGAGAAGAGAGUUUGGCUGAGGAUAUUUAUAAGGGAGUGAUUUUAGUAAUGGACUCUUCACCAGGACAGAUGGAUGCUGUCAUCAAGUACACUUUCUGAAACUGUCUUGCUAUGUUCCCCGUGUACUGGCUAUAGGAAGGCUAUGCAGCCAUGUAAUUCCAGAAAUGAAAGUGUGUACACUGUGCAAAUAUAGGGUGCUUCAGUGCCAGGGGAGGUAUGGAAGCUCAGCACAUAGGCUGGCACUUAGAAAUGCCCAGGAUCUUGGAGUUCAUAAGGAAUAGUUUAACCUCCCAGUGUAAAUAUCGUCUUUAGCAUCUUGAACAGACUGCCCAGACAUGAACAACUUCCACUGAUUACUUUGAAAAGCAGCAUGUGUUGGUACUGUUACCUUUCCCCCUCCAGCAGCACCUCAUUUCUGGAACUGAGGCUAGAGCUCACGUUUCCUGCGCGCUACUUCUUGCUCUUGAGGGUGUUUCCUGUUCCUGCAGCCCUUGCUGAGGUGCAUGCAGUUGCUUAACAGGCAGGUAUGACUGGGGGCUUUCUUGUCUUCAGUGAAGACUUAUUUUCAGCCAUCUACUCUAACUACUAAGAGCUUCUAAAAACUCUGGCAUCCAUAUACUACAACAUACUAGUUACCCAUCCCAGUGUUGUUUUAGCUCUAAUUUUGAUAAGUCUUUCAUCUUAUCCAAAAGGAUAUCAUGGGAGACUAAUAAGAUCCAGAUGUUUGUGUCACCAUCUAGUGACCCUAGUACAAAAGAAAAUGCAGUUUGGAUGUAAUACUCGAGUGGCCCCAAGGACACCUGAUGUUUCAGGGCUAUGAUCUCUCUGACAGCGGAUCUCCACUGCUUUUGGGAAGUGGAGAGGCAAGAGGCCAGGAGAUUGUCCACUGGAGCUGAGAUUUUUUUUUCUGCUGUCGUUCUGGGCUGGGCCUGCACUCAGCAGGAGCUGCCAGGAAAACAGGAAACCUGACAUUCCAGUACCCUACCUGUACUUCGACAUGGGGGCGGCCGUGCUGUGCGCUAGCUUCAUGUCCUUUGGAGUGAAGCGGCGCUGGUUCGCGCUGGGCGCCGCGCUGCAGCUCGCCGUUAGCACCUAUGCCGCCUACGUCGGGGGCUACGUCCACUACGGGGACUGGCUGAAGGUCCGUAUGUACUCGCGCACAGUUGCCAUCAUCGGCGGCUUUCUUGUGCUGGCCAGCGGUGCUGGGGAGCUGUACCGUCGGAAACCCCGCAGCCGCUCCCUCCAGUCCACCGGCCAGGUGUUCCUGGGCAUCUACCUCAUCUGUGUGGCCUACUCACUGCAGCACAGCAAGGAGGACCGGCUGGCGUAUCUGAACCACCUCCCGGGAGGGGAGCUGAUGAUCCAGCUGUUCUUUGUGCUGUACGGCGUCCUGGCCCUGGCCUUCCUGUCAGGCUACUACGUGACCCUGGCUGCCCAGAUCCUGGCUGUACUGCUGCCCCCGGUCAUGCUGCUCAUUGAUGGCAAUGUUGCCUACUGGCACAACACACGGCGCGUUGAGUUCUGGAACCAGAUGAAGCUGCUUGGAGAAAGUGUGGGCAUCUUCGGGGCUGCCGUCAUCCUGGCCACCGAUGGCUGAGUUGCAUCUGGCGAGAGGCUGAAAUGGGUGCAGGGAGCCACUGAGGGCCCCCCUGCCUUCCUCCUCACUGGCCCAGUUGCUGUUUAUUUAUGCUUUUUGGUCUGUUUGUUUGAUCCUUCGCUUUCUGUGUGUCUUGGUAAGGGGCAGGUCUCUUCCCCAGUUCCUGGGCUCAGCCCUUGAGGUGAGGGUGCUGAUAAUGAUGCCUUACAGGUUUUUUCCCCGUUUGUUAGGAGGGAAGCUGAAACCAGGUACUCCAGGGUCUCCUGUCUCUGAGAAGAGGGUAAGGCAGGGCUAAGGUGAGCACACUGAGAGUGGGAGAGAAAGGAAGCUCGAGAACCAGAAGUAAGCCAAUGUGGAAAAUUCCUUUGGGGACCAGGCAGAGGCAGCCAGGCCCUGCAGUGCUUUAUAGACCGGGAGUGAGGAUGUGUAUUGACUCACGUAUCAGGCCCUGGGGGAGAAGGGCCAGGCACUCCGCAAGUCAUGCGAGUUCUCAGGCUCUGCUAGGGGCAGAAACAGCACUAGCUCUCACCCACCUUGAAAGCAGAGCAGCCCCCAGUCGACUCUACUGUGUACAGGGGUGGGGGAGACAGUGGCCGGCUUCCCCCCUCCUGCUGUCUCCAUUUCCAGCUCCAGGCCUGGUGGGGGUGAGAGCCCUCCCAAACACCAGACCACACAGUCCUCCAAAAAUAAACAUUUUAUAUAGACAUUUGGCUUCGCUUCUGUGUUCUUCCCAUGGGCGCUUUGCCAUUGGGCCUGGGUUUUGAACGACCAUAUCUGGUUAAGCUCAUCUUAGUCCUCUGGUUACCUUUCCCCUGCUCUGAGGGCCCCCACAGUCCUUUGGCUCUCUCUCCAAGAAUCUGAGCCUCUCCGAAGUAUAUUUUUUUGAUCUCUCAUUCAGUCCCCCCGGUUGUUGCUUGUCUUUUCCUCCCCGUUUGGUGUCAGCUCUUUUUGAAUGAGCCUUUGGUGAGAACAACCACAGGAAGAGAAUAUUAAGUGUCCAUUAUUAGGCUGAGACUUGAGGCUCAGAGGAGGUAGCAGUUUGCCUUAAGCCACCGAGCUGGG
Molecule: messenger RNA, 6547 nt
Organism: Talpa occidentalis (Iberian mole)
Lineage: Eukaryota; Metazoa; Chordata; Mammalia; Eulipotyphla; Talpidae
Gene: TMEM101
Product: transmembrane protein 101
Exons: 5
Coding region: 4886-5485 (199 amino acids)
Biological process (GO): positive regulation of canonical NF-kappaB signal transduction
Source: RefSeq, a predicted model, not a curated record